AUGGAUCAAGUGAAUAGGAGUCCAGAAAUCCUGAUUUUCCCAGCCAUAUCUGUGGGGGAAAGGGCAGCCACCAGGAGCCGCCAACGGGUGAUCAUGGAAUGCCUGAAGAAGUGGGGCUGCAACUUGGACAAGAUCCCAACCAUCAUGGUCCUGGGGUCUGGUGGGGGCACGCGGGCCUCCAUCGCUUGCCAGGCCACCCUGACAGAACUCGCCCACCAAGGCCUGCUUGACUCCAUCAUGUACUUCUCUGGUGUUUCAGGCUCCACCUGGUGCAUGUCCUCUCUCUAUGCCCACGGAGACUGGUCCCAAGAACUGGAGAAGGCAGAGGCUGAGAUGCGUUCGCGGAUCACAGAGGGUUCCUGGGAUCUUGAUGUGGCCCUGGAGAAGGCUAAAUGGGCCGCAGGCUUGGAGCGCUAUUCUCUUACUGACUUCUGGGCCUACUUUGUGGUCUAUGAGCAGACCAAGAUGUUGCAAGAUGACCCUCUGACCAGCAUCAAAGAACAGUCCGAGAAGGGGUUGGUGCCAUACCCCAUCUUCUCUGCAGUGGACAGACACUAUCUGCAACAGUGGAAGAGGAAAUUGGCCCCAGACGCCUGGUUCGAGUUCACCGUGCACACGGCUGGAUUCCCCGCCCACGGAGCCUAUGUCACCACCAACCAUUUUGGCUGCAGAUUUAAGGCCAGGGAGUUGGAGUCAAAGAAACCUGAGCGUGAACUGUCCUACCUGAGAGGCCUCUGCGGCAGUGCUCUUGGGGACUUCCAGACCAUAAUGGACAUCAUCUCAGAUGCGAUCAAGAACCUGCUUGUAAGUAGGAGGGUUCAAGAUAAAGUGUUCAGAGUGAUGUCAGAAGGGCAUCACUGUGAAAAGAUUCUCCUGGACUUGCUCAGCUUGGAGAUUGCCUACUUGGGGGGCAAAGACUGCCUCCUGCUUCUGAACGGCCUGAGAGACAGCCUGAAUGUUUCGCUGACCUUUAAGGAGGCCUAUAAGUCAGCUGAGGUGACAAUCCAGGAGUGGGACAGAAUGUCCUUGGAGGAUAAGAAGAGACUUCUUUCUCAGCUGGUGGAGAAGAUUUUUGAGCUGCCCCUCGUGGAAACAAGCUAUGAAGCCUCUUUCUUCUCCUUCCUGAGAAAAACCUUGCGGUGCCUCCUCAACUGGGACUGGGGAAGCACCAAUAACUUCCUGUAUAAGUUGGAUGACAUCAAUGCUCCAGAGGUGACCGAGCGCAAAGUCCUCCACCUGGUGGAUGCUGGCCUGGCCUUAAACAGCGCAUAUCCCCUGGCCCUCCACCCCGCCAGGCACGUGGAUCUGAUCCUGUCCUUUGACUUCAGCUCUGGGGAUCCUUUUGAGACCAUCAAGGUCGCUUCGGACUACUGCCAAGCCAACGGCAUCCCUUUCCCCCCUGUGAACAAGGCAGAGCUCGACAGAGACGCCAAGGAGCCAUCCGACUGCUAUGUCUUCCAGGGUGGAGAGAGGGAACAGGCCCCAAUUGUCAUGCAUUUCCCGCUUUUCAACAGAAACAACUGCGGAGGUGGAGCAGAGGCUGACAUAGAGCAGUGGCAUAAGAGAUAUCCCACAUUCCGCAUUUCCGGCUACAGCAAGGAUGAUUUCGACAAGCUGGUGCACGUGGCGAAAAUGAAUGUCCGGCACCAAGCGGCGACGAUUGUGGAGAAGAUCAAGGAGCUGGGUCGUUGUGCCUCCCACGUGUAGGGGGGCUGGGAAUGGUGGGACCCUCGAAACCCUCAGGAGAUCCACCAAGCUGCUUCUAAAAGUGAGGAUUGCUUAGAGAACCUAUCGCUCGGGGUCGUGUCCCCACCCUGAGACCCAGGGUCUUCCAACAUACCCUGGAUCCUUUGGCGGGGAGGAGGUGCCUCCAAUAUCUCCCCUACCUCCCAUCCUCGUUAGGAAUGCCUCCCAGAAUUCCUUGUCCCUAGAUUCCUCCUCCUCUCUGAUUCCCUGAGAACAACUCCUCCCU
Molecule: messenger RNA, 1972 nt
Organism: Tachyglossus aculeatus (Australian echidna)
Lineage: Eukaryota; Metazoa; Chordata; Mammalia; Monotremata; Tachyglossidae
Gene: PLA2G4C
Product: phospholipase A2 group IVC
Exons: 14
Coding region: 1-1707 (568 amino acids)
Biological process (GO): glycerophospholipid catabolic process
Cellular component (GO): nuclear envelope; cytosol; nucleoplasm
Molecular function (GO): calcium ion binding; calcium-dependent phospholipid binding
Source: RefSeq, a predicted model, not a curated record